GAUAGACUAGGUCUAAUGUUUAUAAACAUUGAAAUGCGGAAAGAUUAGAAAUCUAUAAUCUAGAUCUAGAUUUGUAGGCCCACUUCAAAUAAAUUAUAAAUCUUGUUUUGGCGAGAAUUAGAUACCUACAAUCUAUAUCUCAAUAAGGCAUAAGGUCCUAAGCCCUGUCCUAAGAAUUUGAAAGAUGAGCCGAGUAGAUCACCAGCCUUUACCACAAUCUGAUGAGGGUGCACCAGACUUUGAUCAGCCAGCAGAGCCAGAGCAGGUUUCUGUAUCUUUGAUUGGAUCAGGUCCAACUAGAGGAGACCGUAAGAAUGGAUACUCGACUUAUAACGACCCUGACUUUGAAAACAGCUCUGAAAACCCAUACAAAGACACAACAGAGAGUGACAUCAACCUGCGUCACAUUCCCUUAGGCGACCUAGUGCCAAGGCCUUGGAAAACAUUUGAACAAGUAAUGAUUGCAUCCUAUGUCAGUGUAAUUUUUUUUAUUAUCACUGGUCUUCUUGCUGUCAGGUAUGCCAGAAGAGGGAAGAGACACCAGUCUAAGGGCUUGAUGGGAAUGGCGCAGAAGGAUUUAAAGAUGGCUGUUUGGUGCAUCUAUGCAAGUAUUAUACUUGGUGUCCUUGUAUUCCUAAUCAUUAUUCCUGUUGCAGCUUCUGUUCAGUAAUCUGAGCAUCAUGUAUUUUUGUCCUACAAAAAAGCUACUGCAUUUUAUAUAUCUCAAUAUUUUUAUUGUAACUUGCCACUUGAUCUUUUUGCAACUGAAAGCCAUACAAUAUCAUUAAUGGAAAAACUUGUUAGAAAUUAUUAACAGAAUUUUAAAAUUCUGCUUAAAAUUUUUUAGCUUCACUUGCAAUUUAUUUAAAGAAUUACUGCAGUUCUAGCCAUAUUGAAAAGCUGUUUUAAAUUUUUACAAUACCAAAGUCAUUUUGUGUGAGUUAAUGUACCAUUUUUUAAUAUUUCAUUGUAAAUUGUUUCAUUGCGUAAUGUGAUUAACACCACUAGAAAUAUCUCUGAUGCCUUCAAAAAUGCUAACCAUGGGUCACUUAUAAAGUUGUGGUUGUGCCUUAUAUUGUCCAUGGUAAUGUCCAUCUAAUGUAAUAUUGCUCAAAACCAUCUUUAAGAAAUAUUGGAAUUAAUAUGCUCGGCCUCAACAUUAUUCUUUAGAAAUGGGAAACAACUCAUUUUUUUCUCUGUUUGGGAUGUAAUUUUACAAUGAAAGACUGGAUACUUCUAUAAUUAGAGGAUUUUUAAAGUAAUUCUUAACAAUUGAUGCAAGACUUUUUAAAAAUUGCAUUGAUAUUGUCAUGGUCAAUAAUUAUUCCAAGCUAGAAGGCUUGUCUAACUUUAGUGUUUUGUUUAUGAUUUGUUUUUGGUGAAGGUAUUUUCAGCAAUUUUAAUACAUUUACUAGGCUGUCUCAGGCUUCUAAAUAAUGUAUAUUCUAUAUUGUAUUAAGGACGUCUAUGAUGUUUUUACAAUGUAUAUUGCUACCCUUCCAUUUUGAUUAAAUAAGUAGUAAUUGAUUAAGUAGAAGUAGUACUCAGUUUAUGCAGCAGUUAACAUCCUGCUAGUGCCAUUGUAAACUAAAUAGGC
Messenger RNA from Physella acuta, 1597 nucleotides. RefSeq lists its product as uncharacterized. Lineage: Eukaryota; Metazoa; Mollusca; Gastropoda; Physidae. The record is from RefSeq and is a predicted model, not a curated record.